AUGGAUGGUUUACUACUUAACACAGAGGAUAUCUAUACUAUCACAUUAAAUGAAAUCCUAGCAAGAUAUAGUACUGGUCCAUUAACAUGGGAUGUGAAAAUAAGAUUACAAGGAUUACCAGGUCCUGAGGCUGGGAGAAGAGUUAUCGAGCACUAUAACUUACCUAUCACCUUGGAAGAUUACGAUCGUAUGAACUUAGAAAUUCAAAGUAGUAAAUGGGGGUCAUGUGCCUUUUUGCCAGGUGCAUUAGAACUACUAAAUUAUUUACAUGGUAAAGGUAUUCCAAUUGCUUUAUGCACUUCAAGUAAUAAGACAAAAUUCAAAGGCAAGACUAGUCAUUUAACACAUGGAUUUGAUUUGUUUGAUGCCAUUGUCACGAUUUCUGACCCAAGGAUUCCAAAAGGAAGAGGUAAACCACAUCCAGAUAUCUGGCAAUUAGGCCUAAAACUAUUAAAUGAAAAAUUUCACUCAAAUAUUGAAGCUAAAGAUUGUUUAGUCUUUGAAGAUGGUAUCCCAGGUGUUCAGUCUGGUAGAGCUUUUGGUGCUCAUGUUAUUUGGGUACCUCAUCCAGAGGCUACCAACUAUCUAGGUGAUGUUGAUAAAGUGUUAGGUGAAAGAGGUGAACUUCUUACAUCAUUGGAGAAAUUUGAUCCAAAGAAGUACGGCCUAUAA
This is a messenger RNA of Naumovozyma castellii, 672 nucleotides long. RefSeq names its product haloacid dehalogenase superfamily protein. The record is from RefSeq and is a predicted model, not a curated record. The transcript has a single exon. Bases 1 to 672 code for a protein of 223 amino acids. NCBI's taxonomy places the organism in Eukaryota, Fungi, Ascomycota, Saccharomycetes, Saccharomycetales, Saccharomycetaceae.